Ixodes scapularis (black-legged tick) is the source of this 1366-nucleotide messenger RNA. RefSeq lists its product as uncharacterized. The coding region runs from base 72 to 605 and encodes 177 amino acids. NCBI's taxonomy places the organism in Eukaryota, Metazoa, Arthropoda, Arachnida, Ixodida, Ixodidae. The transcript has 4 exons. The record is from RefSeq and is a predicted model, not a curated record. Gene Ontology annotation, biological process: sleep; positive regulation of voltage-gated potassium channel activity; regulation of synaptic transmission, cholinergic.
AGGUAUCUCCAUCUCCACGCCCGCCCGCUGCAAUGGCUUCCGUGGCGAGCUGCUCCGUCAUUUGACCGUGUAUGCAAAAUUCCAAGUAUGUGAGUCGAUCUUCGAUACUACACUCCAAGAUGACGCCGACGAUCUUCGCUUUUGUGCUGUUUUGUGCGUCGAACAUGGUUUCUGCCGAGAUGUGGUGCUAUUCAUGCAUCAGCAACCAGCCGGGUUGCAAAGACGACGUCAACUGGCUGAUACACCAUGCGAUCACAUGUCCACGUGCCGAUGACAAGUGUGUCAAGAUCGUCGAGCGCAAAGGAUCGGAGGUGCUCUACACGCGGGACUGCCUGUCGAACCUGGAGUUUUACAGGCACGACAUCCCCGCCGACACGUACGAGGGCUGCCGCCCCGCCGCAGAGAGCCCCAAGCUGGCCGUCUACGUCGACAACGAGAUCAAGGAGCUCGAGCUCAAGAGGGACUACUACACCUCCGUGGACUACUGCUUCUGCGAGUUCUACUACUGGUGCAACGCCGCUGCAUCCCUCUCCCCGAUGUGGAUCCUACCUUGCUUCCUGGCACUAGUGCAGGUCUUGUCUAUCCUGACGCACUCGAGCCUUUAGCCAACUGAAGUUUUGGCCCACCUACUGCCCAAUUCCGAGUGAAAUGUCACGCAACAUUCCAAGAAGUUGCAUAGCCUUCUUUGGCCGCAUACAAAAAGUCUACUCCGUUUCACCCUACGAUGGACCACAGCGGAUGCUACAAGCCACCCCGGUCAGUUCGAGGUUGCGAUUGCGUCACUCGACUAUGUGCACCGCACAUCGCCGAGUCGCGCUGGGAGGUCACGCGACACUCCCGCGGCAUUUAAUUGGCUUCAAUGUCUCCUAGUGUCCUUGCAGUCCAUGGUAAGGUGAAACGAGUAUAUCAUACCGUCCAUACUUUGUAUGUCCCAUCAUGUGUGCGGCAAUGAUGCAGCACAAUCAGUUUUUUUUUUUUUUGUUAAAGCUCAAGUUGACUGUACAGAAGUUUUAGCAAAUCAAAUCCUUACUGCUUGUACAUAGUGCCUGCAAAGUUAAAAAAUAAAAUAAAACAUUUACAAGAUCAGACUGCCACUGCAGCUAGGGAGAUGUAUGCUCCCAAAGGCAGUUAUGAAUAUUAACAAACAACCUCAGAAGUUUUUUAGUAUGUGCCUGUUUGCAGCAUAGCAUUCUGCUCACCUUGCAAGUUUUUUUCAUGCAAGCUAUUACGGAGUAUAUGGUUUUACCCAAGAGUGAAAGGGAAGCAAGAUCUUUGUGCCUUUUUAUUAUCCAUCUUCGUAACGCUCUCCACGCGAGAAUCUCUUAUACUUUUUACACCGUCGGCAAAAUAAAGAUUACAAUGUAUA